This is a messenger RNA of Stylophora pistillata, 3335 nucleotides long. Its product is annotated as carnitine O-palmitoyltransferase 1, liver isoform. The record is from RefSeq and is a predicted model, not a curated record. Lineage: Eukaryota; Metazoa; Cnidaria; Anthozoa; Scleractinia; Pocilloporidae. Gene Ontology annotation, cellular component: mitochondrion. Gene Ontology annotation, molecular function: carnitine O-palmitoyltransferase activity. Gene Ontology annotation, biological process: carnitine metabolic process; fatty acid metabolic process.
CUUAUCGCAAGCGAAAGCGAAGUACCUGUGAGGAAAGUGGCCGGCUGAUCAGAAGUUUUGUUUUUAUUUUAAAACUAAAACUUGACAUAAUCGUGUCGUAAGGUAACAUGGCUGAAGCCAGGGCGGCUGUUACAAGGCCAGAUGUCCAUCUACACGCCGAAGGGACAAGCAAAUCAGAAGCCGAAGUUGAACUGCUGAAAAGUACUUUCCUGUCUCUCAAGAGAUGUGCCUUCAGAACUCGUCGCCAGAUAGCAAAUGGAUUAUGGCCAACAACCUGGUCCAACUUACUUGGUGCUGUUGUGGUCAUUGCUGCCCUACUUUAUGCCACUGAUUUCUACAAGCUGUCAUCUCUCCAACCAUUUACAGCAGUCAUUUGGAAAGUGACUUAUCUACUUAAUCUGGAUGAGAAAUAUCCAUACAACCUCAGGCUUUUGUUCAUUUCAGUACUGGCUGGAGUGGUUUUUUUUAUUAUCCUUCUCUAUAUACGACAGUAUAUGUUGAGGAUGCUUUUGGCUUAAAGAGGAUGGAUGUAUGAGAACCCAAGAUCACAGAGCAAGCUGACUCUAUUGUGGGGUGCAAUGGUAAAGCUUUGUGCUGGUCAUUAUCCAAAGCUGUACAGUUAUCAAAACAGCCUUCCAAGAAUGCCUGUACCAAAUCUGAAUGAAACUUGUAAAGGGUUGUUGCGUUCUGUGAAGCCAAUCUUAAGUGAGGAAGAGUACAAAAAGAUGGAAACUCUUGCUAAGGAUUUUGAAAAGAACCUUGGUCCCAAGCUCCAGUUUAUUUUAAAGUUGAAAUCAUGGUGGGCACCAAAUUAUCACACAGAUUGGUGGGAAAAAUAUGUGUACUGCAUGGGCCGUUCUCCUUUGCCUAUCAACAGUAACUACUAUUGUUUAGAUCAGCACUGGCACCCAACGUAUGUUCAAGCAUCAAGAGCUGCAACCAUGAGCUACCUCAUUCUGAAGUAUUAUCAGGAGAUUGAAACUGAGCAUCUUGAACCUCUGUUGAUCAGAAAAACCAUUCCUAUCUGUAUGUCACAGUAUGAGAGAACAUUCAAGACAACGAGAAUUCCAAAAGAGGAUGUGGAUGAAAUUGUUCAUUUUGAACAUGAUGAACAUGAGCACAUAGCUGUCUUUUGUGGCGGGAAUUGCUACAUGUUGCCUGUUACUGACAAAGGUAAAUUCAUUUCGGUGCUGGAUUUGGAAAGCCAGUUUGAGUGGAUUGUUGCUGAUGCUAAACAUUCUGAUGUUACCAAAGACCAGCCUGAUGGUAGUGUACCAGCACUGACAGCUCUGCCAAGAACAGAGUGGGCCAAAAUCAGAAAAGAAUACUUUUCUGAGAGUCUAAAUCGAUCAACCCUGGAGGCUAUAGAAGAGGCUAUGUUUGUGGUAAUUCUGGAUGAGAAUUCCUUCACUGAUUUGAGUGAACGCGCUAAGUAUCUACUGCAUGGUGAUGGGCGAAGCUUUUGGUUUGAUAAAAGUUUCUGUCUGAUGGUGUUUUCAGAUGGUAGAUGUGGAAUCAAUGCUGAACAUGCCUGGGCUGAUGCACCUGUCAUUGGGCACAUGUUGGAGUAUGCCCUUACCUUUGAGUACAUUUAUAGAACAUACAAUGACAAGGGUAAAUGCACUCCUAUUGGUGGUGCUCACAGAAGUGCUAGCCUGAGGACACACAACCUUCAAAAGCCUUCCAGGUUAUACUGGGAUAUAACUCCUAAACUUGCACACAUCAUUGAAGAUGCUGUCAAGUUUGCACAAAAGAAUAAUGAAGACAUUCAGCAUAAAGUCAUAGUUCAUGAUGCAUUUGGAAAAGGCUUCAUCAAGAGUGUAAAGAUAAGUCCUGAUGCAUUUAUCCAGUUGGCUUUACAACUUGCCUAUUACAGAGAUUCAAAUGGAAGACAUCCACUCACAUACGAGUCCUCCAUGACACGCCUCUACCUCCAAGGAAGGACAGAAACUGUGCGCAGUUUAACAAUUGAAGCUAAAGAUUUUGUUCUUGCCAUGUUAGAUGACACAGUCCCUCCUGAAGAAAAAUAUAAAUUACUUCACAAAGCUGCAGAUCUUCAUGCCAAGCAGUAUAAGGACUGUAUGAAUGGAAAAGGCAUUGAUAGACAUCUUUUUGCACUCUUUGUUGUGUGCAGAGGUCAAGGCUAUGAGAGUGAGUUCUUGAAGAGUGCAUUAACCCUUCCAUGGACACUGUCUACCAGCCAGCAGCCUCAACAACAAAUGGCGGGUACCCACUUUAGUGUCACAGAGCCAGAACUUACACAUUUGAUUUCCCCAGGAGGUGGUUUUGGUCCAGUUGCUGAUGAUGGUUAUGGUGUUUCCUACAUGGUUCCUGAUGAUCACAGGAUUUUCUUUCACAUUUCCUCUAAGAUAUCCUCUAAAGAGUCAAACUCAGACCGAUUUGUCAAACUUUUGUUUGAAAGCCUGUCAGACAUAAAAACACUUCAUGAUACUGUCAGAGCUAAAAAGGCUAAAUAACCAAUCAAGCCUUGAUAUUUUAACUAAGACUAAAAGUAGAGCUGCUAUUGGCAUGGUCAGAAAUUAGCAGAACAACUUUAGAAUGCAGGUUGUGGUGUAUCAUGAAAUAUUUGCAAUGUAUUUGAUUUUCCCCACAACGUUGUGUUGGUACUGUAAAAUAUUGUUCAAUUUUGAGAUCAACUCAAGAAAAUGAUUUUGAACAGGAUUUUGAACCAAUCUUUCCCUUCAAAAUGAAGCAUUGUCAAAAUGCAAGGCAGCCACUUUCAAAUUUAGCACACCUGAGAUAUGAUGUGAUCCUUGACCAAUCAGAGCUUGAGCAUCUCUACAUUCACCUGAGCAAUUAUACCAAUUAGUAAUAUUUAUUUUUGUCAACAAUAAUUGUGCUAAAUAUUUCUUGGAAAUUAGAAAUCAUUACCACUGUAAAUCUCAAGUAACACUAGAUUUUCAAUGGCACCUCAGGAGCACCACAACAGAGAAGAUCCAAGUCAGUUUGCUUCAAGAGCUUCUAUUGGGAUUUUUGAGCAGGCCACCUUAAGGGCCAUGAAGUCACUGAAAAGGGCACAUGAAACACAUCUUGUCAAUGAUUCAAAAAAUCUUCCUCCAUACUUAAUGGCAAUUUUUCUUAUCCUGUUCCUUGUAUAAAAAUCUCAGUUCACCAGGAAUCAUUAAUUUUUUUCAAAAGUUUGAUUAGUUGACAAACUUAUGUCAUCUCUACAUCACCCUUAGCUCCUUUACUCUCAGCAGUCAUUUGGUGAGAAUUUGAAAACACAAUCACCUGUAUUUAACCCUAAAUUUUCGUGACUGACAAUUAGAAAGUUCAGCUGUAGCAAAAAAUACUAACCAAUGGGUCAAGAGAAU